GGAGGCUCUACUGCGCAUGUGCAGUAAGAGUUCAAGAUGGCGUACAAUGAUGAGAGGCUCAUGGAACUGGACGAAAAAUUAUCUUUGAUGCUGAGGACGAGUCAUAAAAGCCGUCCGGAGAGAGACUUGAUUAAUCCAGUAUGGAGCUUUUAUACACGUACUGAUACUGACUGUGAAGAAAAUAAUCCAGACACUGAGUCUGAAGCUGAGCUUCACAUUGAAGCCUCCUCUCUUGACUCUCCUGCAUCCUCUCCUCUUCAUUCUCCCUCUUCUUCUUAUCAUUCUCCAAUGGGUUCUCCAAUGGAACCUCCUCAGGGUGCACCCUCUCCUCUGGGCAGCCUCUCUCCUCAGGGUGGUACUUCUCCUCGGGGCGGUUCCUCUCCUAAGGGUAGCCCUUCACCUCAGGGCGGACCCUCAGCUCAGGGCGGACCCUCAGCUCAGGACGGACCCUCUCCUCAGGGUAGCCCUUCAUCUCAAGGUAGUGCCUCUCCUCAAGGCCUUCAAUCUCCGCAGUGUAGCCUGCCCACUUCUCCUCACUCUGGGCCUCCUUCAGCCACAGCCUCACGAAUCAGUUCCUCUCCUACUGAACCUAUGGAGAAUGAACGUGAGGAAACCAAAGAGCAAGCUGUUUCUUCUUCUCCAAUAAAGCAACGACAGCAAGAGCGAAAGCAUCCCAAAUUAAGGAAGCCUGCAGAGUCUGGCGUGACGGAGGUCUGGUCUACAUCCGAUGAAGAUAUUUCAUCAGAGGACAAUGAGGGGCUCACUCCAAAGUCACGUCUACCUGAAGGACCCUCUUAUAAGAGAAGACACCACAGAUCACUUAUUAAUGAAACAGUCUCUCCUAAACAGCUUCAUUUGCAAAAUCGACGUUCAUUGUUUUCUCGCACUGACAUUAAGAACCUUGUUGCUGGCAUAAAUAGGAACUACACUUUUAGAGGUAGUAAGAGAGACUGGUCUAUGAUAAGACGCAAACAUGACUUAAUGCACAUAAGCUGUAUGUCUUUGAAGGACAAGUGGAGGAACCUUACUAAAUAUGAUCACGUAAAGCAGACAAGUGAUGGUCAGUGGAUCUUACAGAUGGAUUAACUCAUUAUGUACAUAACACUUGCAAUUUAAUAUUGAAGUAAUCAUCAUGCAAUACAUUAA
Molecule: messenger RNA, 1146 nt
Organism: Amphimedon queenslandica
Lineage: Eukaryota; Metazoa; Porifera; Demospongiae; Haplosclerida; Niphatidae
Product: mucin-1-like
Exons: 1
Coding region: 37-1086 (349 amino acids)
Source: RefSeq, a predicted model, not a curated record